GUCUCGUCAACAGCAACGUCGAUGACUUCAGCCUGCUGAAACGACUGCUCUGUGACACUACCUAGUACUGUGGCUCUGUGCGCACUUGCGAUACCAUGUGCCAUCAUCGCUCAGACUCCGUGCUCUCGGAAGGAAUGCCCGAGGCAGGAAUACCGAGGAAGAAUGAACGUUGCUGUUCUAUUGGCUUGUCCGAGACGCUGGCUUCAAACAGACAGUGCUAUACAGCCUAUACUGCUGCAGCCUCCUUGUCAGACUUUUCUUUUCUGGCCAUCUGCAGCUGGUAUGGGAUACCUGAGGCAUGCCCACAGUCGAAACGACGCCACUUGCAGACUUGAUAAUGCCUUCACGGAAGCUGUUUCUCGAGAGCAGCCUUGCAAGGCAGAAUAGAGACUCGUCAGUCGCGGAUUCUCUCGAUGUCUAUACCGCGGAGUGCAGGGCUCCGGAGAAGCCUGUCGUCUUCUACAACGUUACUUCAAAGACUAUGGUAGAACCGAUAGGCGCCAUGACUGUCGCUCCUCUGUCAUCACUACUGACCGCUACGCGUUACAUCUGCAGACGCAGUCGCCUCGCCUGGUCAUGUAAACAGCUGUCAGCGAUGGUCACGAUGCGCGAGCGUACUUCGAUGCGAGAAAUCUGA
Messenger RNA from Sphaerulina musiva SO2202, 637 nucleotides. RefSeq lists its product as uncharacterized. NCBI's taxonomy places the organism in Eukaryota, Fungi, Ascomycota, Dothideomycetes, Mycosphaerellales, Mycosphaerellaceae. Bases 299 to 637 code for a protein of 112 amino acids. The record is from RefSeq and is a predicted model, not a curated record. The transcript is spliced from 2 exons.